Molecule: messenger RNA, 6636 nt
Organism: Colletes gigas
Lineage: Eukaryota; Metazoa; Arthropoda; Insecta; Hymenoptera; Colletidae
Product: serine/threonine-protein phosphatase 4 regulatory subunit 1-like
Exons: 10
Coding region: 2816-5068 (750 amino acids)
Biological process (GO): protein dephosphorylation
Molecular function (GO): protein phosphatase regulator activity
Source: RefSeq, a predicted model, not a curated record
GCGCACAGUCCCACGCGGAUCUUCGCGCGCGCGUCUCUCUGCCGCGAGUGUCAUCGCGAAUCGUGCCUUUGUCCGGUUUUCGCGAUGCCUUUGCCCCGUCCACGAGUCGGUGUCGCGGCGACGAGUUCGGUUUCACGCGGUUCGCGUGUGCACGCGCGGUCACGGUGCACAAGGAUCUCGAGAUGCCGCCGCCGCGUGUGUUCCACCAACGAGCCGCCACGAGAGAGGGACAGAGGCGAGGGGUAGCGCGACAGACGGAGAGAGAAAACAUACUCGCGGCCAUUUUAACUGCGCCGUACGCUAACCCGGGCCACCCAGUGUGUAGUACGAGAGCCAGAGAACCGCCGUUGCUCUCUCCUAAAGGCUUAAACUGCGUCUCUCGCGUGUGCGCUUUGCUUCUGCGCACGCGACUCCGUACAUGUUGUUUCUCACGAACGCGCGGACGCGCGCACGCACGCACGUCUCCGCGUCGCGCGUGUAUUACGCAUACUUUCUCGUUUCCCACGUAGUUCGUUCGCCCGUGUGUGCCAUCUUUCGUUACGGGUUGCUCGUCGGCACGGUGAAAAUUGACAGCCAACGGAGAUGGAUCGUCGAUAGUGACACGGACCGAGAAGCGGCACGCGAACGAACGGCCAACGGAACGUGCGCUCGACCGAUAUGUUUGCUUGUUUUCACGACGGGAAGCGCGCCAAUCGGCUGGCCCGUGAGAACCCGUGGAUACGCGUCGCGCAUCGCGGGGGAACGCGCGAGAAACACGAUCGGGGGAAUCCCUUGUGAAAGCAAUUGCGGGAACCACAACAAAGAAACGGUUAGUCGGGAUAGAGAAUUUGUUCAGCCGGUAACAACGGAGUUGACAACGGCCAGGGUUACCCUACGAUAACCCGUACGGUAGAAUCGGAACGCGAUGGAACAAAUUGGAAGUGCCGGAAAGCUUGGAAAAGGAAUACAACGAACUGGGAAUAAUCGGGGAACAGACCGAACGAGUGACGACGGAUCAAGACGGAAAUUGUGGAAAUAGCGCGAGACACCGUAGACGGGUAGACGUGUCUCGAACGCGGCGCUACGAUGGGAAAGUGGAAAAGGAUCGAAAACGUAAGUCGUACGUACGGAAAGAGGUUAAAGACGCGCGCGAAGUGGGAAUAAGGAAAGUUCGACGUCCGGGGGGGCAGCGGUGGGACACGGAGAGGAAGAAAAGUUAUCGUGCGCGCGACGUCGUAGGUACGAAUGAAGAACCACCGCGUGACUCGGAAUCUGCGCAGUAAAUCGCGUUCACGUGAACGCGGCUCCGAGAACGGGCGCUCGUCACGAGGAAAGCUUUUGAAACUCGAUCGCGUCACGAGUACGACUCCGUAGCCCGUUUCGCUCUUUACGCGCGUUUACGUUUACUCUUCGUUUUUUCGCCUCGCAUCUGCUCUUUCUGGCUCCGGUUCCGUUCGUCUUUCGGUCUUCGUUCGUCGGUCGCGCAACGGAUCCCCUUCUGCGAAAGACGUGGGCGACGCGGUGGCUUACGUAAUGCCACAGCGAUAAGACGGAUAACGGCGUCGCGGCUUCGAACGGGCCACCGAAGCGGCGCCUCUAUUUUCGAACGCACGAGUCACCCGUUCGCCGCUUAACGCCGCGCGUCGUCUCGCGACACACCCGAAAAUUUUUCCUAACCGAUAAAAAUGUCGCGACCGAACGAUCGAUCGUUGCAUCUCGUCCGACGGUCGUUCGAUGACACCGCUGGAAUUGCUCCGCGAGCACGGUUUUCCCGACGCGCGUGGCAUCGCCCACGGGGCGUUCUCGUCCCGGUCGAAUCGUCGUCGCGACGCGGUUCGCCAAGGUGAGACGACGACCAGCGAGAGAGUUCCUUUUCCAGCCGGUGACCUCUGGUCAGCCAAGGACGCGGUCGUUCCACGAUGCCAAGAUUGGCCAACCGAGCGGACAAAAUGGAGUUUAGAUACGCCGUGGAACGGAACGAGGAACACCGACGGUGGAUCGGGGGAUUGGCCACGUGGUGCUUGACGUCCGAAAUCUCAGCCACGUACGGCGUUUGAUAACGCUCGGAGAAGCGACGGCGUGACUCAUCGUCCGACUAUGCGAAACCGAAUCGGCUUGCACGAUAUUAAAAUCGUGCAACGUUUUGCAAUUCACACGCGACGGCUCUGGAGAGACGGACGUGUCACCGCCUCGUGCCGAUGCCUCUGGCGAGAUCCAUCCAUCGUAUCUCGGUGCCCCAUUGCUGCCUAUCGUUUCUAUCUGAAUUGGAGAUGUCGCGUCAAAGGAUCGCGGCGGCGUGUGUGGUCCACGUUGCCCGUCGAAAAAAUUCUUUUCGCCGGUGACACCGACCGGGCAAUUGGCGUAUCAAAAAGUUCGCUUUGGAAAGAUCGGUAGAGGGGGCGAACGACGGUGGUGGGGAUCGCGCUUCGCAUGGUGGACGUGCAAGAUGGCGGCCCCGGGUUAAAGACACGUGAGAAUCGUGUUGGCGCAUCGCGACCCUGAAAAAUAUUCCCGGUGACAUGUGUAUCGGCGCGCGAUUUUCCUCCCGACACGACCUUUCGCCUCGCCGUCUCGUUUCUCGACUUCGUCGCGAUCGAUUUCCAUUCGUUACCGUGGUUUUUCGAUCGAAUGUGCGCGUCUACUCUCCGAUCCGUCCAUCGUUCGCACGGCAAUCGCGACCCACGAUGUGUCUGACGUGCGUCGUUCGACGUUUCGAUGGAAUCCACGACGAACCUCGUGCAACCAGCAACGUAAAAGAAAGAACAUCGGGAGGUUGUUGCUGGAAAUAUUUCGCACCGCCGUUAACAAUGGAACGAAAUUCGACGUAACGGAAAUCAUGCAGUGCGUGAAAUAUUUCGUCGAGGAUCCCCACAUCCAGGUACGGUUGGAUCUGGUGGAGCAGCUCCCGCACGUGGCGAUGAUCUGCGAAGAAGCAUCGUACCUCUACGGGAACAUCUUUCACGACUACCUGCUGGACAUAAUUUUACAAUACCUGCAGGACGCGGACAUACAGGUAAGGGAGGUGACAGAGAUGGGGAUACUGAUGCUAAUGAACAGGGGACUCCUCGACAACGACACGAUCGAGACCAAAGUCUGCCCCGUAAUAGAAAUCCUUUGUAGGUCCGUCGAUUUGUUUAACACUGCCGUCUCCCUCAUGAGCAAGAUGGCGCCGCUCAUUGGCAAAGAGCUGACAGAAAAGAUAUUUCUGGACAAAUACAUUACACUCUGCAAAGACGAGGAGUUUUACGUGAGGAGGAUCUGCGUCACGUACUUCGGGACAUUUUUCGCCUCGGUCGGGAAGAAGGCGGUGAACUGUAAACUGUUCCCGACGUACACCAAUAUGUGCCACGAUAAAGGGUGGGGCAUCCGGAAAGCGUGCGUGGACGCUAUGAUGUCAGUCGCUUGCUGCACGACUCUCCUCUACCGUCGAACAGUGUGCGCGAAACUAAUGGCCACGCAUCUUAAUGACGAAUCGAAAUUGGUGCGAAUGUCUGCCUUUCAAAUUUUAGGACCAUUUAUUUCCACGUUCGCGAAAGAGUUUACCGACAUAACUUAUAAUCAACACUGCGAACUAGUGUUUACCAGCCGACAAGAUGCUCGUUUCAGCGUAAGGUACGCGUACCAGGGCAUUUUUCCCAAGAGUCUCACGCUCAACUUUAAUUACGAGGAACCCUUUGUCGGCGACUCGUCCGUGAAACAAAUUUUCGAGGAAGAGGACGACGAGGUCCAGCCCAAGACUCGCAUGAAAUCGUUCAAAUCGCAGAGACAAAAGGAACGUUCCAAGACCUCGAAGCUCGAGGAGACGACGGACGACAUAAAGAAGUACAGUCCGUUUUUGUACUAUUACAUAGCGCCGGAUCUGCCGCCGGACGACGAGCUCGUGAAAGCCGCGAAGAAGUCCACCGCGCAAAAGACCACCGCGCAGAAGUCCACCACGCAGGAGAAGGUCUAUCGAGAGUCGCCAAGGAUCAGCAACAGGCGCAAGGCGUCGAUGAUCAAAAACGUGUUGAGCAAAGAGAGCUUCCCGGCGGUGGAAUUCCCGGUGGUCGAGUACCCGUCGUUCCCGGAGCUGUCGACGAACGAGUCGCCCGUGGAUGAGAUCGGGGUGGUUAUCAAUUGGGACGUGCAGGACAUCGUGCCCCAGCAUCUGAUCGAUUCGUUCCUGUCGAUGGUCGCGCCGGAGGAAUUGAUAGACAUGAGCGCGGACCUCCCUCACUAUUGCGCGUUCAGCUUCCCCGCGGUGGUCCUCACGCUGGGCAAAGAGAACUGGUCAUACUUGAAACAGGCUUACCAGGCGUUGGCCAGCGCAAAUCAAUAUAAAGUCAGGAGCAUGGUGGCGUCCAGCAUCCACGAGAUCGCCGCGAUACUGGGCCCGGAGCUCACCGCCACCGAUCUCGUACCGAUCUACAACGGCUUUAUCAAGGACCUGGACGAGGUCCGAAUAGGCGUUCUCAAGCAUCUGGCGACCUUUCUGAAAAUACUCAAGCCGAACGACCGGUCCCAAUACCUCAUGAAGCUGAAGCAGUUCCUCGCCAUCGAUAACAUUUGGAACUGGAGGUAUCGGGAGGAACUGGUCGCCCAACUGCUCGAGAUGGUGAAUCUGUUUGAUCCAUACGACGUCGAAUGUUUCAUCUUACCACUUGCGCUCGAGUUUCUAGGCGACAAGGUCGCCGCUGUCAGGCAAAUUGCUGUCUCUUUGAUAACGCAUAUCGUGUCCUACCUAUCCAACAACGAACGGCUCGUCACGACGGUGUUCCAAGAACUCAAAUGCAUGCUAGGCGUUUACGCGCGUAAAUGGGUAGGACGGCAGACGUACGCAUACGUGUGCGCUCACUUGAUAACGAACAACGCCAUCAGCGGGGAUAGAUUCUCUAGGGAAAUGUUACCCGAACUGUUGAAAUUUUCCACGGACAAAGUACCGAACGUGAGAUUGGCCGUGGCGAGAACACUUUCGAAAAAUGUUACCCCCAUGGGACCUGGCUGGUUAGGGAUCGAGCAGGCGGAGAGGGUGGCGAUAAGGCUCAGAGAAAUGCGCUCGGAUCCAGAUCGAGAUGUUCGAAUAUUCGCCGGUAGCGACGAGGCGAUUUAGGAACUUGUUUUAACGAACGCGAUGCCGAUAAGGGAGUCGUGUUCGAAUUUCUCCUGCCAUACGAAAUAAUUUUAUACCGAACCGUCGAGAGGAAGAGAGAGAGCAAAAGGAUAUGCCGUGCGAGUGUUCUUCCGCGAGCGAAUUCUCUGUAAACGUGGAAGAAAAUUUAAUUGAAAAGAGGGGAGCGCAACCCGUUCGUCGUCAGGAAGCGAACGAACAAAAAUUUGCUACACAGUUUUUCAAGGGAUAUCGUGUAUUUUACCUACGAUGUAAAAACGAGCUCAACUUUAAACGGACAGAAAAGAGUGUACUAUUUAGUGCAAAUGAGAUAGACAAAGCGCAACUCAACGUUGUCCACAGACCAAGGGACCGACGUUCUCCGCGCCCUCUAGACUAAGACAGAUUACAAGUAUCAAUGGUCAAAAGACAUUACGCAAUUAUAUAAGAGUGAGUAUGCGUGUCUAAAAUGAGUUACGUAUGCGUGUUAGUAUUCGCGAGUAUGUAUGCGUCCACCAUUGUGAUCAAUUUGUAUAUGUAAGUGGUCCCUUGGACAAAGCCGGAUAUUACUAACUCGGAGAUACCGCAUCGACGUGGUUCUCUUGUUCUUUGGUGAAAUGGUCAUAGCACGAACUCUUCUCGUCGUCGCGAUAAUUGUUGUUUCUCUUAAGCGUUGACUCGAAUUUUUUAUCGAACGGAAAUAUUGAAAUCGCUCCUUCCAACGCGGGGGGAAGGUUGAUAGUUUUACUUUUGUAACUUUGUACGCGUGUGGUUGGCUCAAGUGUUCGUGCUAUGACGCGUGAACUUGUACACGAAUAUGCUCUUUUAAGUCGGGGAACCGCAACGCGAGAACUUUACGGUUCGACGUAGAACAAAAGAAAGAAAAAAAGAAAAAAAAAAACAAUACUUACGCCGCACGAUAUUGAGAUUCAAUCAUAAUCGUGCGAUAUCACUGUGAUUUUUGUCUACGCGAGAACACACGGACGAAUGUGCACCGUUUCAUGUAGAUAUGUUAACGUUUAAUAAUGUAAGUACGAAUUUUUUCGCUGAGGUUUCAGAGUGUUUGGAAUUACACAAAAUCCCGAAUCUGAGCGAACGUUUUCGAAAAUUUAAAAUUUAUAAACUUUUCGUUUACACAAUAAAGCUAGUUUGUAAGUAACGGAACGAAAGGAAAGUGAAUGCUAUUGAAUAAACGAUGUGUAUGAUGUGAGAUUUUACGAGUGUGGGCACGCGAGCCGCAGGCAAAAGAAAGCAGAUUUAUUCGUUAAACAAAAUUAUACAUUUGCGAAAACGACUGUUUCCACGCUAAUGUUGCAUAUUGAUAACGGUCCGUGAUCGCUAAAAACUUUUUAACAAUUAUUGAAGGAACGAAUUGUUACGUUUAGUUCACCGUUCGUGAAAAAUGCGAUUAUUGAGCUACAGUACACUUCCUGUAAGCAACGAAAACUCGUUAAUUGUGAAUAGUUAUGAGGAGAAAAGACGUUUUGUUUAAAAUAUUCUGUAUAAUAUAUUGUGUAUUUGGUAGUGAAACGAAAAAAAAUGUACAUCAUGCGAUUUGUUAUACAACUGUG